AUGAAGAUAGUGUCGUGGGACAAGGCACCACAGAGAUCUCCCAAGGCAUUGGCUCUUCCAGUGCCCAGGACACAGAAUCAAAAGUCCGAGACUCGCAUCCAAGACCUGAACCUCGAGGUCGCCGCCCACAAGAAAACCCUCAAUUGGAGACGCGGUCUCGGUCUCCAAAAAGCAACAAGAAGUGGACGAGGCGAAUCGCAUGUCAAACAACCCGAGGAGGACAGAACAAAGGCUGAAGCCAAGUUGGAUGGAUAUGAGGCCAAGACACAGGCGAUUUGGGAUGGAAUUGAGACUCUGUUGAAUGGUAUUGCGGCUUGUCGUAAGGAGAUUGUCAAGUGGACGAAUAGCAUAGACACGAUUCAGUGCUUGCAGAUUCUGCGGAGUCUAGACUAUGACGCCCUAGAGGCAAUGCCGGAGGAGAGGCAGAACAUGCGGAAUCUUGUCAAUAAAAUUUUGGCGUCUAAAAGAGAGCGUGCAAAUGGUACAGAGGCGAGGUAA
Molecule: messenger RNA, 498 nt
Organism: Fusarium verticillioides 7600
Lineage: Eukaryota; Fungi; Ascomycota; Sordariomycetes; Hypocreales; Nectriaceae
Exons: 3
Coding region: 1-498 (165 amino acids)
Source: RefSeq, a predicted model, not a curated record